Molecule: messenger RNA, 909 nt
Organism: Alligator sinensis (Chinese alligator)
Lineage: Eukaryota; Metazoa; Chordata; Crocodylia; Alligatoridae
Gene: SIGLEC15
Product: sialic acid binding Ig like lectin 15
Exons: 5
Coding region: 1-909 (302 amino acids)
Biological process (GO): regulation of bone resorption; regulation of actin cytoskeleton organization; regulation of osteoclast development
Cellular component (GO): plasma membrane
Source: RefSeq, a predicted model, not a curated record
AUGAAAGGCUUGGGGUUGCUUCUCGGUUGCCUGCUUUGCAUCUUCAAAAAGGGUUUGCAGUUCAAUGGCUGGUCCAUUAAGGUUCCAUCAGAUGCUACCGGUGAAAUUGGAAAGAGCAUUGUUCUGCCCUGUACCUUCACACACCCCCAUAAAACCUUUGACCGGACUCUCACAGCCAUUUGGAGGAUCAAAGAGCCUUACAACGGGACAGUGGUUUUCAAGUGUGUGGCUCACAGUUCAAGUGAACUCUGUAAAACUGCAACCAGCUACAAGAACAGGUACAAACUGCUUGGGAACCCAAGGCACAACAACCUUUCCAUCAAGAUUGACAAUCUGACGUGGAGCGACAGCAACAGAUAUUUCUGCCGGGUAGAGUUUUCUGGAGAUCUUCAUGAUAAGUAUGAAGGCAGAACUGGGAUCAGGCUCCAUCUGAUCGCUGCCCCCAGGAUCAUUAACAUCACAGUAAGCUCCAACGAGGAUCAUACCUUCAAAGCCCGCUGCACAGCUGAUGGGGAACCACUGCCCUCUCUGACCUGGACCGGCCCUCUGUCCAGCAAUUCCUCCUCCGUCACAAGCAUGAACCACCAGAUAACCAAAGAGCUGCACCACCUGACUCACGAUGGAAAAUACGUAUGCACAGCGGAGAACAGCCACGGGAGGGCGGAGGGGGCAGUGUACUUCUAUAAAUUCAAAGGAGCAAAUAGCAACUCGAUUCUGAUCCUGAUUUGUAUUGCGCUAGGAGUCAAGGCGCUCAUGCUGCUGGCAAUAGCAGGGAUUGGUCUUCUGUGGAAAGGAGAUUGCUUCAGUGGUCCGGGCAGUCUGUCUCGGCAACCAAUUCAGGAUUCUACAUAUGAAAAUCUCGAUCGCAGGAACAACGGUGGGGGCAGCCAGAGUUUGCCAACGCACUGA